AUGAGAGGUGAUGAUAUGAAUGUUAAUCUUCUCUCUUUAGAUUCUCUCAGUUUGAUUGAAGAUUCAGAUCAUGUGAUGGUGGAUGAUGAAUGUGACACAGACGCUGGAGGUAACGUGAACGUUUGGAUCAAAUCCCCUUUAUCAAGUGUGAAGCACAGUGUGAAGGAUGUGCCGUCUACUGGAGAAUUAUACCUGCAGGCGUGUAAACUGGUCGGUGUGGUGCCCGUCAGAUAUUUUCUCAGACAUCUGGGCUGUGACACCAUUAAUAUGAAUCAUCAUGGACUGGGUCCUCUGGGAGGGAAAGCUCUGGCCAUCGCUCUUGUGACAGACAUGAACAUCACAACCCUACAGCUCGCUGAUAACUGUCUGUCGGCUGAAGGAGCCAGAUAUCUCACCCAGAUGCUGAGGGCCAACUUCACUAUCCAACAUCUUGAUCUUUCAAACAAUAACCUGCAGUCUGCCGGUGCUGAAUGUGUUGCUAAAAUGCUCCUGGAAAACAUUUCCAUCAAAUCAUUAAAACUUUCAGGGAAUAAAUUUGCUGAAGAUGAUGCCAGAUGGUUCGCAGACACUUUUGCGAGCAACUACAGAGUCAAGGAGCUGGAUCUGAGUCACAAUCACUUCAGCCUUAGAGGAGGAGAACAUCUGGGUCAAAUGAUAGCCAACAAUGAUGGUUUGGAGGUUCUUGAUCUCAGCUGGAAUCGUCUGAGAAUGAAGGGAGCUGUAGCUUUCUGUGCCGGAUUAAAGGUCAACAGCACUCUGAAACAUUUGGAUCUGUCCUGGAACGGCUUCAGCAAUGAAGGGGCUUUAGCUUUAGGUGAAGCCCUGAAAUUCAACAACACAUUAGUGCAUCUGAACCUGAACAACAACCGCAUAACAGAUGAGGGUGUGAGCAUGCUCUGUAAGGGUCUGGAGGCCAACGACACGCUGCGAGUGCUGAAGCUGGCGUAUAACUCAUUGACAGUGGAGGGGGCUUUAACUCUCAUAAAUGUCAUCAAGAAAACGUCUAAAAGUGCCAUUGAGGAGCUCAACAUAUGUAACGUGCUGGUGAAUGAGAACUUCGUCCAGUUGUUAGAGUUGAUCUGUCAGGAGCGUCUCAGUCUGGAGGUUCAGUAUGGAGGUGUCGGGGGAUUCAUCGCCAAAAAACCUCGCAAGCGCACAGACCCCAUGAAGAUCAUUCAGGACUAUCUUGAUCAGCGGAAGCUUCGUCUGUGGGAUUUCUUCCGUCACAUUGAUAAGGACGGAACCAUGAGAGUGUCUGUCGUGGACUUCAGAAAGGCUGUUCAGCAAUCCACUAUCCCGCUGGAGAAAUUUCAGAUUGAGGAACUGAUUCAGAGGCUGGACAGAGACGGCACAGGCAUUGUGGAUUACAGAGGCUUGGCGGACACGCGGAAGCAGAUGAUGCGAGAUCACCGUCGGCAGCUGAGGAAAGUGGAGUCUCGACAGAAGAAGGAGAAACAGAAGAGCGACAGAAUCCUGAAGACCUUCGAGAGCGCCGUGGAGGCAGUGACCCCUCGCAGCUCCAUGAUAAUCUCACCCAGCGGUGCCAGAGAAGACUGGACCGGCCCGCGGCACUUCUCUGCCACCCCGCUGAGCUCCUGGCAUCACAUUAUCAUGUCCAACAGCAGCCGUUACUCCGUCCAGAAUAUGAGCAGCGAGCACGUCCACCUGCCCAUGAUAGGCGGCGCCACGCCAUACAAACCUCCCAGCUCAGCGGACGUGCGCUCGUAUUCCCAACCCAACCUCUCCUCCAGCGGCACCAAACCCGCCAUCAGCAAACCGACAUCAGCUCAGAGGAUUCACUCCACAUCUAACCCUAGUGUGAUGAGUCCCACAGCUAACCUGACCCGCUCCAGACCUGCAAUAAACACUCAAGACGCCGCUAAAGCAGGAGUUAAGAGCAAAAAGAAGAAGAAAAGGAAAGAUGUCAUUUCAAAAGGAAAAAGUGAAACUAAUGCAUGA
Messenger RNA from Triplophysa dalaica, 1959 nucleotides. RefSeq names its product leucine-rich repeat-containing protein 74A. The coding region runs from base 1 to 1959 and encodes 652 amino acids. The transcript has 13 exons. Gene Ontology annotation, molecular function: protein binding; calcium ion binding. NCBI's taxonomy places the organism in Eukaryota, Metazoa, Chordata, Actinopteri, Cypriniformes, Nemacheilidae. The record is from RefSeq and is a predicted model, not a curated record.